AUGCAUAGAUUAUAUAUUUAUCGAGCCCUUCCAAUUUACUUGGAUAAAAUGUUCAAUCAGUAUGUGGUUAUAAUUCUCUCUGUGAUUUUUGUUCUAUUUUUUGGAGAGGUUAUCCCACAAGCUAUAUGCACUAGAUAUGGACUUGCAGUAGGUUCCAACUUUGUUUGGCUUGUUCGGAUUUUGAUGAUAAUUUGCUACCCAAUUUCAUACCCAAUUGGAAAGAUUUUGGAUUGGGUAUUAGGACAUAAUGAAGCUUUAUUUAGGCGAGCUCAGUUAAAAGUCCUUGUCUCCAUCCACAGCCAAGAGGCUGCCGGCAAGGGUGGUGAGCUUACACAUGACGAGACAACAAUUAUAAGUGGGGCACUAGAUUUAACUGAGAAGACAGCUGAGGAGGCUAUGACACCCAUUGAAUCAAUGUUUUCCUUAGAUGUCAAUUCAAAGUUGGAUUGGGAGGCUAUGGGAAAAUUUCUUGCUCGGGGGCAUAGUCGAGUUCCUGUCUAUUCUGGGAAUCCGAAGAACGUUAUUGGACUGCUUCUGGUGAAAAGUCUUCUUACUGUACGACCUGAAACAGAGACUCCAGUCAGUGCCGUUUCCAACCGGAGAAUACCACGAGUUCCUGCCGAUAUGCCACUGUAUGAUAUAUUAAACGAGUUUCAGAAGGGCAGCAGUCAUAUGGCACUUGAAAUUCAGCCAUACUUGAUGGAAGAAAAAUGUAAGACUGCAAUUCCUUUGUUAAUAAUGUUGUAUUGUUUUUUUUGCCUCCCCUCAUUGAAGUGCUCAUGCUUUUGAUAUUUUUUUUCCCUGGAAUUUUAAUGAUUUCUCAUCUCCUUUUUUAUUGUUUAAGUCAAGCCAGGCUGCUGUUCAGAAGGAAGCUUUAGGAUUGCAAACUAAAGCCAAAACCAAGGAAUCUGAAUUUGAAAAACCAAUAAAUUCAGCAUCAGCAGGUAAUUUGGCUACCAGGCAAAUAUAGCAACCUUGUACUGAUCUAUAAAUAUAAUCAUUUUCCCUUUUAUCUAAAAAUCUAGUUUAGCCCUAGUUUUCACAAAGAUCAGCUAGGUUUUGGCAAUAGUUCAUU
Humulus lupulus (European hop) is the source of this 1075-nucleotide messenger RNA. Its product is annotated as DUF21 domain-containing protein At4g14240-like. The transcript has 9 exons. The record is from RefSeq and is a predicted model, not a curated record. Gene Ontology annotation, cellular component: intracellular membrane-bounded organelle. Lineage: Eukaryota; Viridiplantae; Streptophyta; Magnoliopsida; Rosales; Cannabaceae. Gene Ontology annotation, biological process: magnesium ion homeostasis. Bases 1 to 789 code for a protein of 262 amino acids.